AUGGUAAGAAUGUAUGAGAAAAGCCAAUUAAUGGUUGGUUCAAGAGAUGAGAUUUGUCCAAGAAUCAGAUUGAAGAUUGAGGAGGAAAAAAUGAAGUCUAGGUUUUGCAUUCCAAGGUCAUCUACGGCUUCCAGAUUCGAAGUUGAAGUAAAUGAUGACACGUUUAUGGUUGAUCUGAAUGAGAAGACAUGUACUUGCAGACAGUGGGAUAUAUUGGUGAUACCAUGUAACCAUGCUAUCUCAUGCAUCAACUUCAUGAAGUGUAACGUAAAUGACUACGUAGCUGAUUGCUUCAAGAAAGCUGCGUACGAGCGUUGCUACCAAUUUGCAUUACCUACCUUGAAUGGAAGGAAGAUGUGGCUAGAGACUAGUGAAGAGCCUUUAUUGCCUCCACCAUUUAGAAAGCUUCCGGGGAGGCCCAAGAAAGACAGGAAGAGACCCAAUGGUGAGAAGAAAAAGGAUGAGAAAAGCAAAAGAAUAAGGAAGCCAAGGGUCACCAACACCGAUCCUACUAAAAUAUCUAUAUCCGGUAUUACCAUGAAAUGCUCCAAUUGUCAUGGUAUUGGACACAACAAGACAACAUGCCCCCAACCUUCGGCACCUUUAGCGAUCAAACUAAUGGGCAAAAGAGGUAGGCCAAGGAAGCAUUCAAAGCAUCCAACCAUUAAAGGAGGGGCAUCUAACAAACAAAGUGAAAGUACCACAGCUGGAUAUGUAAGAGCACAAUCAAAUAUUGCCAGAUUUCAGAAGAGGAGGAUGCCUGGUAGUAACAUAGUACAAGAAAUUCAUCAAGGUGGUGCAAAUCAUACGGUGGAUCUUUCAAGCCAAAUUUCUAGACCCUCUCAAACUCAACAAUCUCAAAGUGAAGCAAGGCAAUGAACCUGUAGGGAGAGUUGGAUGUUUGGUGUAAAGCUUGUUCUGUAAAGCUUGUUCAAGUUUAGUAUAUAUUAACUUUUUUUGGAUGGUUGUGAUAUAGAACAUGCUUUUGGACCUCUGUUGUCUG
This is a messenger RNA of Syzygium oleosum, 1003 nucleotides long. RefSeq lists its product as uncharacterized. Gene Ontology annotation, molecular function: zinc ion binding. NCBI's taxonomy places the organism in Eukaryota, Viridiplantae, Streptophyta, Magnoliopsida, Myrtales, Myrtaceae. The coding region runs from base 1 to 879 and encodes 292 amino acids. The transcript is spliced from 3 exons. The record is from RefSeq and is a predicted model, not a curated record.